UUCUUUCCCCAAACACAAGAGCCCUAGCGCCGCGUCGGAGAAUGCGGCGGCGCAAACUGCCGCCGCCCGGCGGUCCUAUUGAGAGGAGGAGGAGGAAGUUGGAGUUGGAGGAGCAUGAACCUCCGCCUGUUGACCUCAUCAGCACUCUCCCCGACGAGCUCCUCGGCGAGAUCAUCUCCCUCCUCCAAAUUAAGGACGCCGCCCGCACCCAGAUCCUAGCUUCCCGGUGGCGCCGCCUCUGGCGCUCCACCCCCCUCAACCUCGACUGCUGUCAUUUGUUCUCCAUCAAGGACGAAGACAUGUCCUAUCUCUGCCCAUCGCUCGUCCUUUCAGCCCACCCGGGCCCCGGCCGCCGCUUUUGCCUCACGACGAACUCCUCAAUGACUACCCCUACCUUGGACCACUGGCUUCGGUCCGCCGCUCUGGAUAACCUACAGGAGCUUGAGUUCGCCCGCCACGGGUUCACCUCCCCAGUGCCGGCAUCAAUCUCCCACUUUGCACACAGCCUCCGUGUCGCAAACAUCAGGCACUGCACGCUCCAGGACGCCGCCGUCCAAGGGCUUCAUUUUCCCCAGCUUAAGCAGCUCGGGCUCGAAUGUGUCCACGUCUCGGAGUCCUCGGUGCACCGCCUGAUCGCCGGAUGCCCCGCACUAGAGUUCUUGCUGAUCCUCAGUAGCUCCGGCUUCCACAGCCUCCGGAUCAACUCCCUCAGCCUUAGAAAAUUAUGCAUACGCACCUCCGGAUCAACUCAGCCCCAGUUCGGGGAACUCAUCAUUGAAAACGCCCCUCGUCUUGAGAGCUUGAUUCAUCUGUAUAAGAUUUGGAGGAUCGGUGAUCUGUCCGUAUACACCGCGCCUAAAGUGGACGCCUUGGACUUCCUUGCUGAUUUGAAAGGAUUUCGUCAGGGAUUGCUCGUUUUUAGCACGACGGAGGUGGUGCGCAAUGUCAGGAGUUUAUCCGUCAAUAUGGGUCGACUAAUUUUGGACAACAUUGUCCGCUUGAUGAGAUUAUUUCCAAGCUUGGAGGAGCUACACGUGAAGUCUGGUGUAUCAUCCGAAUCAAAUUGAUGGCGUAGUAAACACAAGGAUUUUAUAAGAUGUCAUGACAUCCGUCUGAAGAUUGUGGUGCUGGAAACGUAUCAGGGCACGUCAUCGCAUGUUAACUUUGCCACAUUCUUUCUACUGAACGCGAGAAUGCUGGAGCUGAUGACAUUUCAUAUCGAGGCCAGUAUUUACAGCGACGAGUUCUUGGUAGAACAACGUAAGAGGCUUCAGCUAGAUAACAGGGCUUCAAGAGGUGCUCGGAUUCGUUUUACAACUGCUAGCGGUCAACAUGCUGUUUGGAGCACCAAGCAUCUCGGCGAGUUUGACUUGAAUGAUGAUCCUUUCACAUGUAGAUGUUGAAACUGGGUAAACCUUGCGGACGACAUGCAUCGAGGGUUGUGAGAGUAGCAUCUUCAGUUUACUGCUUCACUACACAAUGUCCUCACACUUAUGCCAUACAUUGGGGCUAUGUCGUUGGUAACACUUUAAAGGUCAUUAUGUCCUGUUGAACUGUUAUGGAGUAUUUGAAGCUUUUAUUUCA
This is a messenger RNA of Triticum aestivum (bread wheat), 1584 nucleotides long. Its product is annotated as F-box/FBD/LRR-repeat protein At1g13570-like. NCBI's taxonomy places the organism in Eukaryota, Viridiplantae, Streptophyta, Magnoliopsida, Poales, Poaceae. The record is from RefSeq and is a predicted model, not a curated record. Bases 42 to 1067 code for a protein of 341 amino acids. The transcript has 4 exons. Gene Ontology annotation, molecular function: protein binding.